AGAACUGAGUGAAGUGGGAGAGGUGCGGGCCUUUGUGCGCACAUGAGCGUGCCAUGGGCACGUCGUGUUCCUGCAAUGACACCCCGCAGACGGUAACAGAGCUGGCGAGGGAGGACAAGGGGCCGAGGCGGCCUCAGCACACCUUCACCGAUGGCUCCGUCUACACCGGCGAGUGGGCCGGGGAGGUGAAGCACGGGAGCGGCACUCAGGUUUGGCUGGAUGGCGGCCGCUACACCGGCCAGUGGGUCCAGGGCAAGGCGCACGGCAGGGGCCGCUACGAGCACCCGGACGGCGACGUCUACGAGGGCGGGUGGUUCGAGGAUCAGGCCCACGGCCACGGACUCUACCUCCACGUGGACGGGUCCCGCUACGAGGGCCAGUUCGCCUUCGACAAGCAGGACGGCGAAGGCAAGGAGUGCUGGCCGGACGGGGCGACCUUCCAAGGUCAGUACAAGGCCGGCUACAAGCACGGCCAGGGCAAGUUCCAGUGGGCGGAUGGCUCCUGUUUCGAGGGCGAGUUCAUGCAGAACGACCUGCAUGGCUUCGGCACGUACUGCUGGCAGGGUGGCCGCGUGCACAAAGGGCGGUGGCUGCGCAACCGCAUGCACGGCGAUGGCGAGUUCACCUGGCCCGAUGGCCGGCGCUACAAAGGCCAGUACUUUGAGGACAUGAAGCAUGGCGAGGGUUCCUUCUUCUGGUCUGAUGGCCGGAAGUACCAGGGCCAGUGGCGCAAGGGGGUGCAGCACGGCUUGGGCAAGUACACCACCUCCGACGGCGUGACCCGUGCCGGGGAGUGGGCCGAUGGCUCACGCGUCAAGUGGACGGCGGUCGAAGGCGAGCGAGCCCAAAACCCCGUGUGAGGCGCUGAGUUUUCCCGGCUCCUUACGCCCCCUCCCCAUGACCGAGGGGAGCAGAAAGCAACCAAGUGACUUGGCAUGGCCAAUGCUUUGGGGCUUUGGGUGCUGUAGUUGCUCGGAGGCAUGGUUGGACGUGGCGAAUUUUUCC
This is a messenger RNA of Effrenium voratum, 1005 nucleotides long. NCBI's taxonomy places the organism in Eukaryota, Dinophyceae, Suessiales, Symbiodiniaceae. The record is from the annotation of a GenBank genome assembly.